CGCCGGGUCAGCCCCGAAGAGUUGCCCGGUGGCCGCGGCAGACGGAAGCCGAGCGAGAGCCCCGGCGGCUGCAGGAUGGGCGACUCCAAAGUGAAAGUGGCGGUGCGGGUCCGGCCCAUGAACCGAAGAGAAAUUGAUUUGCAUACCAAAUGUGUGGUGGAUGUUGAUGCAAACAAGGUUAUUCUUAAUCCUGUGAAUACGAAUCUUUCCAAAGGAGAUGCCCGGAGCCAGCCAAAGGUGUUUGCUUACGAUCAUUGUUUCUGGUCCAUGGAUGAAUCUGUCCAAGAAAAGUAUGCAGGUCAAGAUGAUGUUUUCAAGUGCCUUGGAGAAAAUAUCCUUCAGAAUGCUUUUGAUGGCUAUAAUGCAUGCAUCUUUGCCUAUGGACAGACAGGGUCUGGAAAAUCUUACACGAUGAUGGGCACAGUGGACCAACCUGGAUUAAUUCCAAGACUCUGCAGUGGACUCUUUGAACGAACCCAGAAAGAGGAAAACGAGGAGCAGAGUUUUAAAGUAGAAGUGUCCUACAUGGAAAUUUAUAAUGAAAAAGUCCGAGACCUUCUUGAUCCCAAAGGAAGUCGUCAAACCUUGAAAGUCAGAGAACAUAGUGUGUUGGGACCCUAUGUGGAUGGACUUUCUAAACUGGCUGUAACAAGCUAUAAGGAUAUUGAGUCUUUGAUGUCGGAGGGAAACAAAUCUCGGACAGUUGCUGCAACCAACAUGAAUGAGGAGAGUAGUCGAUCCCAUGCGGUCUUCAAAAUCACCCUCACUCAUACUCUCUAUGAUGUGAAGUCUGGGACAUCUGGUGAGAAAGUGGGCAAACUGAGCUUGGUUGAUUUAGCUGGCAGUGAACGAGCCACGAAAACUGGAGCUGCGGGCGACAGGCUGAAGGAGGGCAGCAACAUUAACAAGUCCCUCACAACUCUUGGUCUGGUCAUCUCAGCCCUAGCAGAUCAGGGUGCUGGCAAAAACAAAAAUAAAUUUGUUCCAUAUCGGGACUCGGUUCUUACAUGGCUGCUCAAAGACAGCCUGGGGGGUAACAGCAAGACAGCCAUGGUGGCUACCGUGAGUCCAGCAGCUGACAACUAUGACGAAACCCUAUCAACUUUGAGGUAUGCCGAUCGAGCCAAGCACAUUGUCAAUCAUGCUGUAGUGAACGAGGAUCCCAAUGCCCGGAUCAUCCGAGAUCUCCGGGAAGAGGUUGAGAAGCUCCGCGAGCAGCUGACCAAGGCAGAGGCAAUGAAAUCUCCAGAGCUGAAAGAUCGACUGGAAGAAUCAGAGAAGCUAAUCCAGGAAAUGACAGUGACCUGGGAGGAGAAAUUGAGGAAAACCGAGGAGAUUGCACAGGAGCGACAGAAACAGCUGGAGAGCCUUGGAAUCUCUCUUCAGUCUUCAGGAAUCAAGGUUGGGGAUGACAAGUGUUUCCUUGUUAAUCUGAAUGCUGAUCCUGCUCUGAAUGAACUCCUGGUGUACUAUCUAAAGGAACAUACAUUGAUAGGGUCAGCAAAUUCCCAGGAUAUCCAACUGUGUGGAAUGGGAAUUCUUCCUGAACACUGCAUUAUAGACAUCACAUCAGAAGGCCAGGUUGUGCUGACUCCUCACAAGAACACCAGAACAUUUGUAAAUGGGUCCUCUGUCUCCAGUCCAGUACAGCUGCACCAUGGGGACAGGAUAUUAUGGGGAAACAACCAUUUCUUCAGACUCAAUUUGCCUAAAAAGAAAAAGAAAACAGAACGAGAAGAAGAAGAGCAGGACAUGUCCCUGAGGAAUGAUAACAGUUCUGAGCAGCUAGACGCAGAUGGGGACUCUUCCAGUGAGGUGUCCAGUGAGAUUAACUUCAAUUUUGAGUAUGCACAGAUGGAGGUGACCAUGAAGGCCCUAGGCAGUAAUGAUCCAAUGCAGUCAAUAUUGAAUAGCCUGGAACAGCAGCACGAAGAAGAGAAACGCUCUGCACUAGAACGGCAGAGGCUCAUGUACGAGCACGAGCUGGAGCAGCUCCGAAGAAGGCUGUCUCCUGAGAAACAGAGCUGUCGCACUGGGGACCGGCUCUCUUUCCACUCACCCAGCGCCCAGCAGCGCCUGAGGCAGUGGGCGGAGGAGAGAGAAGCAACAUUGAAUAACAGCCUGAUGAGGCUGAGGGAACAAAUUGUUAAAGCCAAUCUGUUGGUGAGAGAAGCUAGUUACAUUGCAGAGGAGCUGGAUAAAAGAACCGAAUACAAAGUGACCCUGCAGAUUCCUGCCUCCAGCCUGGAUGCCAAUAGGAAGCGAGGCUCUCUUCUCAGUGAGCCUGCAAUCCAAGUUAGACGAAGAGGAAAAGGAAAGCAGAUUUGGUCUUUGGAAAAACUGGACAACAGGCUGCUGGAUAUGAGAGAUCUUUAUCAGGAAUGGAAAGAGUGUGAAGAGGAUACCCCGGUGAUCCGAUCAUACUUCAAGCGUGCUGACCCAUUCUAUGACGAGCAGGAAAAUCACAGUCUCAUUGGGGUGGCCAAUGUCUUCCUGGAGUCUCUGUUCUAUGAUGUGAAGUUACAGUAUGCUGUCCCGAUUGUCAAUCAGAAUGGAGAGGUGGCUGGUCGGCUACAUGUAGAGGUGAUGCGAAUCAGUGGUGCCAUUGGGGAAAGAAUUGCGGGAGGUGAUGAAGCUGUGGAGGGCUCCUUAGAGAAGGAGGCCCAGGAGAGCAGACUGGUGUGCAUGCUAAUGCUGUUGCAGGCCACAGGGCUGCCCCAGCAUUUGGCCCACUUUGUGUUCUGCAAAUAUGACUUCUGGGAUCAGCAGGAGCCGGUGAUAGUUGUGCCUGAGGUGGAUACCUCCUCUUCCCCUGUCAGCAAAGAGCCCCAGUGCAUGGUUGUCUUUGAUCAUUGCAGCGAGUUUUCUGUUAACAUCACAGAAGACUUCAUUGAGCAUCUUUCUGAAGGGGCCUUGGCAAUUGAAGUAUAUGGACAUAAAAUGAAUGACCCUCGGAAAAACCCAGCCUUGUGGGAUUUGGGAAUCAUCCAGGCAAAAACACGAAGUCUUCGGGACAGGUGGAGUGAAGUCACCAGGAAAUUAGAAUUCUGGGUUCAGAUCUUGGAACAGAAUGAGAAUGGUGAAUACUGCCCUGUUGAAGUGAUUCCUGCCAAGGAUGUCCCGACAGGAGGGGUCUUCCAACUCCGGCAGGGGCAGUCCCGGCGAGUUCAAGUUGAAGUGAAGUCUGUGCAGGAAUCUGGGACUUUACCGUUGAUGGAAGAAUGUAUAUUGUCAGUCGGCAUUGGAUGUGUCAAAGUCAGACCACUCAGGUCCCCCAAAACUCUUGAGGCCUUCCAUGAGGAAGAGGAGGACAUGGACAGCUACCAGGAUCGGGAUUUAGAGCGACUACGUAGAAAAUGGCUGAAUGUGUUAACAAAGCGUCAAGAGUACUUGGAUCAACAGCUACAAAAGCUCGUCAGCAAACCUGAUAAAACAGAGGAUGAUGCUGACCGUGAGGCACAACUCCUAGAGAUGCGGUUGACUCUAACCGAAGAAAGGAAUGCUGUGAUGGUCCCCUCUGCUGGCAGUGGCAUUCCAGGGGCUCCGGCAGAGUGGACGCCAGUGCCUGGGAUGGAAGGCCACAUUCCUGUUAUAUUCCUUGACCUAAAUGCUGAUGAUUUCAGCUCUCAGGACAACCUUGAUGACCCAGAAGCUGGAGGAUGGGAUGCUACCCUGACUGGGGAAGAGGAGGAAGAGUUCUUUGAACUCCAGAUUGUGAAACAACAUGAUGGAGAGGUGAAAGCAGAGGCCUCGUGGGACUCCGCAGUGCACAGCUGUGCCCAGCUCAGCAAGGGCACGCCUGCAGACGAGCGUGUGUUCCUGAUUGUGCGAGUGACAGUCCAGCUUAGCCAUCCUGCUGACAUGCAGCUGGUCCUACGCAAAAGGAUUUGUGUCCACGUUCAUGGCCGGCAGGGUUUUGCUCAAAGUCUCCUAAAAAAGAUGUCUCAUCGAAGCUCUAUUCCUGGAUGUGGAGUGACCUUUGAAAUUGUCUCCAAUAUUCCAGAGGAGGCCCAGGGCGUGGAGGAGCGAGAAGCCUUAGCAAGGAUGGCAGCCAACGUGGAGAACCCAGCUUCCGCUGACUCAGAGGCAUAUAUCGAAAAGUACCUGCGGAGUGUGCUGGCCGUAGAGAACCUGCUGACUCUGGAUCGCCUGCGCCAGGAAGUGGCAGUGAAGGAGCAGCUGACGGGGAAAGGCAAGCUGAACAGGAGGAGUAUUAGCUCUCCCAAUGUGAACAGAUUGUCUGGAAGCCGGCAAGACCUCAUCCCAUCGUUCAGUCUGGGCAGCAACAAGGGCCGGUGGGAAAGUCAACAGGAUGUAUCCCAAACAACAGUUUCCAGAGGAAUAGCUCCAGUCCCUCCCACCCUCUCUGCUUGUCCCCAAAAUAACCACUCGCCAGAUCCAGGGCUUGGUAGCCUAGCAGCCUCCUACUUGAAUCCAGUAAAAUCCCUGGUGCCACAGAUGCCAAAGCUGCUGAAGUCCCUUUUUCCUGUCCGCGAUGACAGAAGGGGCAAACAGCCAUCUCCUCUUGCACAUCAGCCAGCGCCCCGGAUCCUGGUGCAGUCAGCCUUCCCCAGUGCCCGGGAGACCAGAACAGAGCAGGUCCAGCAAGGGAUCCUUGGGCCUGGUGUGGCCUCUGAGACUGGGGCACAGAUGGCAGCUCCUGGGGUGAAGAUCUCUGAGAAACCAGCCAACGUGCCUUCCCCACCUCCUGCUGCUAUGGCCACCCAGGCUCCAGAAGGGCAGGAUGGCCCCCCUAGCCCCCUGAGCGAGGCCUCCAGCGGCUACUUCUCUCACAGCGUCUCCACUGCCACCCUCUCCGAUGCGCUCAGCCUCGGCCUGGAUGCUGCUGUCCCUGCUGGCCAGGCUGCCCUGGAGACCGGGCCGGCCUCUCCCUCCUGUGCACAGAGCCACCCACCAGGCUGUGAGGAGCCCACUGCCCAGCCUCCUCCUGCUGCCUCCAGCAGGGACCCUGAGGCCUCCAGGGCCCCAUUGCUCCCUGACGCCCCAUUGUUGGCACCUGCGUCCCCAUUCAGGAUCCAGAAGGUGCGGACCUCAGAGCUGAAGUCAUUCACGUGCAUGCUGGGCGGUGGCUCUGGGAUCGAGGAGGACCUGCUGGCCUCAGGAGGGUGUGGUGACACUGGGGGGCAGGCCCUGGGGACUCCAGAAGUGGCCUCUGACUCUGAGGAAACCAACGAGGUCCCCGAGUGGCUCAAAGAGGGGGAGUACGUUGCCGUGGGCACCAAUAAGACCGGUGUCGUUAGGUACAUCGGGCCUGCGGACUUCCAGGAGGGGACGUGGAUCGGUGUGGAGCUGGACCUGCCUUCAGGAAAGAAUGACGGCUCCAUUGGUGGGAAGCAGUACUUCAAGUGCAACCCCGGCUACGGGCUGCUAGUGAGGCCCGGCCGGGUGCGCAGGGCCGCAGGUGCUGGGCGGAGGCGCAGCACAGGGCUCCGGCCACAGGGCGCCUCUGAGACCCGCCGGAGUGCCACCCUCUCGGGCUCUGCCAGCAAUUUGGCCUCACUGACAGCUGCUCUGGCCAAGUCCGACAGGAGCCCCAAGAACCCUGAGAACCGGAAGUCCUGGGCCAGCUGAGCCGUGGCUGCCCCAGGCAGAUGCCACAGGGAGCUGGGUCCUGGCAUCCUCCCUGGUGCCUGGGGACCCCUCCCCUGAAGCAGGCUGAUGAACGCUCUUUGCACGAUGCAGGGCUGGUGACUGCCCAGUUCCCUGUCCUCCUUGGGACCCUGGAAGCUUGAUUUCUUCCUCUACUCGGUAACCGAGGAGACCCCUCAGCUGUGCCUCCUCAGGUGGUGGAUGGGAAGUUCUGGGGGCCCAGGGGGGUUGUGGAACAGUGGGCGGAGGCCCGGAGUGGCUCCUCCUCGGCCAGGCCUUCCCCAUCUGCCCGUCGGGGUCCCAGCAGGGUCUGUGUGCCUCUCUUCCCAUCUCUUCUGGUGACCCCAUUAAAUGUCUUAAUUUAAAGAGACCCUGCCCAGUGCCUGCAGGGCUUCUGCCUCUGCCUGGGGGCCGGCGCCCACCCCCCAGCCUUCGUGGGCCUGACUCUCUCCGUGUCCCUGGCUCUCCCCGUGUCCCUGCCCCUCACCACGUGACAAGCUCCCUUCAGUGCUCCUGGCGGGUGGUGGGCAGAGGGUCUCCUGCAGGUGUCUGUGGGUGCACUGGCGUCUUUAUACCUGGAAGGUCUUUUCUGAUUGCCGUUUAUUCUCUUAACAGGAUGCUUGGAAUAUAUUUAUUUAUAUUUAUUUUUAAAAUCUGAAAUCAUUGCGAGCCUCAAUCAUCUGCUGGGGUGCAGAGCUGGGGCCUGCCCUGCAUGCACUGGCCUCUGGCCCCGUGCACAUGCGUUCGCUGCACACACAGUGGCCUUGCUGCAAGAGGAAAGCAGGCACGGGCGAGCAGGGUGCUUCUGCAGGGAGCGCACGCAGAGGCAUCUGGGAAGGCCUCAGACCAUUUUAACCUUCUGGCGGUUCCUCCACCUGGCUGGCAGGUGGCCUGUGCAGGGAGAGUGACCUUGGGCACAGUCAUGUGGCAGGCCCAGCCCCCCCGCAGUGCUUGUCCCGCCCCCUGCCAAUGCUUCUGAUCCCGGGGCCUUUGGUGUCAGCUGCUUUGAGUGGGGUCAGCAUGUGUGUGCAGGGCUGGGCCAGGCCUGGUCAAGGGUGGGCAGAGGACACCCCAGAUCCUCUCGUGCCCACAGCCCCAACUUGCCUGCUGACCCCAGCUCAGGACAGAUUCUGCACUUGGUUCUUACGAUUAAGCUCUUGAAAACACCAUCAGGAAGUUUCUGAUGAGGAACCUGGUUCUCGAGGUGUGAAUUCCCUUACGAGAAGUAGGGUUAGACCCUGCCUCUGGAUGCCUACCUGUCCCCCUGCAGCCUCUGGCCGGCAUGGCCAGCACCUGGCACCAGAGGAUGGCCAGUGACAGCAUAAGGACAGGACAUUCUGGCAGGGCUCAGCAUCCAGCCUGGGAACAUCUUCAUGAUCUUCCCAUUAGCAGCAGGUACCAUGAGGGGUCAGGGCUGGCCCAGGCCCUGCUGAGGGACCCUGGCUCCGUCCCGUUCUGGGACAGCGUGACUGUUGGAGGGGGCUCCAUCUGGAGGCAGGCACUGGUCGGCAGCCCUCCUGUCCUCAGCUGGCAUUUGGGGACACCUGUGGGCUGUGGGUUCUGCUGGGCAGGUUUGUUUUCCCUCCUGCCCAGCACCGUUCUUCUGGAGUCUGGUUGGGUGGGAGCCAGCGUUCCCGGUGUGGCUGCUGGGCAGGGACCAGCGUGUCAUUUCUCAGAAGGGGGCAAGGCCUCCCAGCACCUCCCCAGAGGGCGCAGGAGCCCGCAGUCAUUGGGAUGGUGUGGGACCCCAUGCUGUUGAUCACUCUGGGCUAUUGGAGGUGGAAUAGGACAAAAAGGGAUUGUCGACUUGAACAGCUUGUGGGCCAGAGCGCAGGAGCAGUGGGAGCCUGGAUUUGCGUGGCUCAGGCCCGUUGUCCUUGUCCUGAGGGCCCUGGGACACCUUCUCUCGUCCAGGCCACCCUUCUUCCCAGCUCCCAGGGCCACCAUUUCCUUGGGUCUUGGGGGUACCCCGACCUGGUGCCAAGAGCCCCCGAGCCCAGGGUGCUGACUGAAACCUCGCUUGCAGCACAGGCCUGUGAAGUGUAGAAAUGUCCUCAUCUCUCACGGAAAGAGCUCUGCCGCUCUCGUCUUCACUGGCGUUUUCUUCCGGAGGUGCGUGGGGUCUGUGCUGGCAGCGUGUGAGGAGUUUGUCCUGUUGGUGUUCUUGGGUAGCUGUGUCUGCAGCUGGGGGGACGGCUGGGCCUGUCUGUUGCCCCUGCAAGGACAGCACAGCUGAAGGGGAGGCUGGCAGACAGAGCCCCGCUGGCCUUGCAUGCCUGCUUGCCCCUUGGUGCUUCUUGCACCCAACCUGUGAGUCCCCCUGGCGCGAGGGAGCACUGAACUGCUGCCCCCUGCUGGACACUCUCAGUGGUCCUGCUGCCCUUGGCUCCCUGGGCAGCCUUCCUCCCUGCUGGGCAGCAGAGGCGCUGGGGUCAGACCCACUCUUGUUUGGCUUUCUUUCCUCUUGCUCUUUGACACAGAUUAACACUAACUUGUGGCUGGAGGAACAGGUGUGCAUUAGAGAUGGUCACCAAAGUGCUGGCAGUGCAGGGACAGGGAGGGUGUGUAACCGGGUUCCCAGGAGCCCAGGCCUGGGCAGGGUUGGGUGGGGCUGUUUCUGGUCCUGUCUGCUCAGUGACAGUGGAGCCAUGAACGUGGCCACAGAGAAGCUGGAGAGGCCUGGAGCUGUCUGCCUUCUCUCCUGGCAGGAAUGCUGCCUGCCUGUGAAACAGGAGGCUCUGCGUUCGCGUUUCCCUUGCUUGGGCGUCCUGUCUGCCGAGGUGUAGCGUGUGGAUGGUGUUUUGAUGCUUCUGGUGCCAUCAGCCCCAGGCCACCUCAGACAGGAGGCACUGAGGUGGCGGGGCCAUCUGUAGUGCCUUUCCCUGGGGUGCCACCCCAAGGUGGCUGUACCCAAAGCGUCUUUCUCUCUGAGAGGCCCUGGUGUCCUCCUGGUGAGCUGCACACGCUGGUGGUGUUGGGAGUCGGAGAACAGCUUCUCUGUGUAGAUUUUGUAAAUAUCUUGAGUUCACACACAGAGAAGUGAUUUGAUUUGGGGAUUAUAGUGAUUUGGCACACAUUAAGUGGAAGUUAAAAAAAUCCAAAGACUCUAAUGAAUUGUAAAGAUUUUAACGAUUCCUAUUGUGUGUGAACUAAACUACUGUAAUUUUGUACCAUAUAUGCCUUCCCAUCAAAUGACCAGCAGCUUCUGAAUAAAGCCGGAUGAUUUCUUGCCUA
Molecule: messenger RNA, 8844 nt
Organism: Sciurus carolinensis (gray squirrel)
Lineage: Eukaryota; Metazoa; Chordata; Mammalia; Rodentia; Sciuridae
Gene: Kif13b
Product: kinesin family member 13B
Biological process (GO): microtubule-based movement; regulation of protein localization
Cellular component (GO): adherens junction
Molecular function (GO): cell adhesion molecule binding; microtubule binding; microtubule motor activity
Source: RefSeq, a predicted model, not a curated record